CGGGAGCGCGGGGGCGGGCUCUCGUCUUCACUUUCUCUUUCCAUUUUCCGGCUUCCGCUGCCGCGCUCCUCCAAAUUCAGGAUCCCUGGUCACCCUCUCCCACUCCUCUGGCUUGCAGUCUCCUUUGGACAGAUGAUCGGCCUUCUCCCAGAUUCCCCAACUUGGGGAAAAGAUGAAGCCCAAGGGCAGAGCCAAGCCUGGUCCUGAGGAAGGCAGGGCAGCCCCCUCUCUGCCUGUGAGACAAGCGCUUCCCAAGCAGGGUCCCUUCCCCAUUUCCUUCCCCAAUGCAGGCCCUGAGCCCUGGUGCACCCCCAGCCAGCUGGCCUCAGAGGCUGGGAGGGCUACGGUCAUCCCCAUUCCCUCAUCCUGCCCUGGAUGUUCUGCACAGCCUGGCCCGGGCCCUGCUCUUCCCUGCCUACUGGGCCCUGGACAGGCUUCUGGUCUGUUGUGUGCCCACUCCCCGCACUCCAUUCCCCCUUUUUGCUCCCUUCCCAAGGGGGCUGUGUCAUUUUCUGGUCACCCUGCUAGGAGCUUUAGCUUCCCUGCUACUGCUGCUAGCAGCUCUACCCCUCCUGCUCCUGGGCCUGCUUUUCUGGUUACCUCUGCAAUACUGUCGACGCCCUUUCUGCUACCAUCCACCUCCUGCGAACUGGACACCUCCCUCACCCUGGUAUCCCCUGUCGGACCCACACCGAAGCUUUGGCUUUCUCAGUGCCAACCUCUGCUUGCUGCCCGAUGGUCUUGCCCGGUUCAGCAACCUGCAGCAUACUCAGAAGCGGGCAGAGUGGAUGGGCACUGCCCUUCUUGGAGGAGCCAAAGGGCCAAGCUAUGGGGCCACAGGUUCCAGUCCACCCCGGACUGGUUCCCUGGUGGGGGAGUUGAUAUCAGCCCUACCGGGUAGCCUGGACUUUGUGUGCCUUCAGGAAACAUUCGAUGUACGGGCAGAAAGCAGGCUGGCCCAGCACCUGGCAACCACCCUAGGCCCUGUGAUAUAUGAUGUGGGAACCACUGGCUUCUAUCCAGGGCCUCAGCUCAAACUCCUGGGUAGUGGGCUCUUGCUGGUUUCCCGAUACCCCAUACUGAGUGCCCGCUUCUUGCCCUUUCCCAAUGGCCGGAGGGAGGAUGCACUUGCCUCCAAGGGAUUACUCUCUGUUCAGGUGCAGCUGGGUAUGCUGGACAGGCGGAGGAUUGUGGGCUACCUGCACUGUACCCACCUGCAUGCCCCUGAGGAGGAUUGGGCCAUUCGCUGUGAGCAGCUUUCACUCCUGCUGGGCUGGGCGGAGCAGUUUGAAGCACAGAGUGACAAGGAUGACGAUGCUGUUGCCUUCAGUGUACUUAUGGGUGACCUUAAUUUUGACAACUGUUCCUCAGAUGAUGCCCAGGAACAAGAGCAUGAACUGUUUACCCACUUCACAGAUCCCUGUAGGUUGGGGCCAGGUCAGGAGCAGCCUUGGGCCAUAGGAACCCUGCUGAGUGUCCCAACACUACACUGUCCAGUGGCCUGCUGUCCUGAGAAACUGAGAAGUGCUCUGGAGCAGGAGGAUGGGAGAUGCAUGUACCUUGCAGGUCCUCCCACUGGGACCCUCCCUUCGGCAUCCUGGCAGGGAAGAAGAAUAGAUUAUAUCUUAUAUCGGAGAGAGCCUAAUACCCUUCUCAUCCCAGCCGUAGAGCGAGUGACUUUCAGCACAGGCCUGGCUGGCCUCACUGACCAUCUGGCUGUAGGGCUACGACUCCGGGUGACCAUGGAGCCCAGAACUACGUCAGACCUAGGCAAGGCCAACAUACAGAAUGAUCAACAGACUGAACAAUGAAAGCAGCAAACUGUGACCU
Phascolarctos cinereus (koala) is the source of this 1830-nucleotide messenger RNA. Its product is annotated as sphingomyelin phosphodiesterase 5. NCBI's taxonomy places the organism in Eukaryota, Metazoa, Chordata, Mammalia, Diprotodontia, Phascolarctidae. Gene Ontology annotation, biological process: sphingomyelin metabolic process. Gene Ontology annotation, cellular component: extracellular region; cytoplasm. Gene Ontology annotation, molecular function: sphingomyelin phosphodiesterase activity. The record is from RefSeq and is a predicted model, not a curated record.